CACAAGGGAGGGGAAGGAAGGAGCUCCGAGUGUGUCCUGGGCUGGGUUUUGUGGGGUUCCAGGUGAAUGUUGGGCACAGAACCCCCUGAGGAAGCUCUGCCUGGGCCUGGGGGUGUCCUUGGCUUCAUCUCCAGGGUCUGGACUCAGCCCAGGGUCAGUUCUGACCUGGAAAACCUUGACCCAGAGAGUGUGACGUGCUCAGACACCACAAGGGAGGGGCAGGAAGGAGCUCAGGGUGUGUCCUGGGCUGGUUUUUUCGGGGUUCCAGGGAUGCUGCGGAAGCUGGAGCUGCGGCAGGAGCAGGACCUGCAGGCCGUGGUGGAGGUGGCCAACCACGUCUUCAGCGACGGGGUCGCCAACUGGGGCCGGGUGGUGACUCUGGUGGCCUUCGGCGCCUUCGUGGCGCGGCAGCUGCGGGGCCCCCAGCGGGACCGGGGCGUCUCCAGCCUGGCCCGGAUCCUCACCGACGCCCUCGUGUCCUCCCGCAGGGAAUGGCUGCUCAGCCAGGGAGGAUGGGUGAGUCACCCACUGCUCCAGCCUUUCCGGGUGUUC
Molecule: messenger RNA, 552 nt
Organism: Lepidothrix coronata (blue-crowned manakin)
Lineage: Eukaryota; Metazoa; Chordata; Aves; Passeriformes; Pipridae
Gene: MCL1
Product: BCL2 family apoptosis regulator
Exons: 4
Biological process (GO): extrinsic apoptotic signaling pathway in absence of ligand; mitochondrial fusion; release of cytochrome c from mitochondria
Cellular component (GO): mitochondrial outer membrane
Molecular function (GO): protein heterodimerization activity; channel activity; protein homodimerization activity
Source: RefSeq, a predicted model, not a curated record